AUGAAGUCUCUCAUUCUCGGAAGCGCCCUGGCUGGCGUUGCCCUCGCACAGGGCUCAGCUUAUGCUCAAUGCGGUGGCUCAGGAUUUACUGGCGCCACGACUUGUGUAUCGGGAUACACUUGCACCUACCAGAAUGACUACUAUUCUCAAUGCGUCCCUGGAACAGCAGCGGCUUCAACGACUGUCGCUACCAGCGUCAAGUCGACGAGCAAGACCGCUGCGGCCUCCGCCACCGCCACCUCUUCUGCCGGCAAGCUCAAGUGGUUCGGAAUUAACCAGUCGGUUGCAGAGUUCGGGUCGAGCAGCUACCCUGGUGUUUGGGGCAAGGACUUCUACUUCCCUUCGACCUCAACUAUUGGUACGUUGAUCGGCGAGGGUUUCAACACCUUCCGUAUCGCUUUUGCCAUGGAGCGUCUCGUGCCCAACCAGCUCACCGGCGCCACGGACGCCGCGUACCUGGCCAACCUGACCGCCGUCGUGGACUACGUCACCGACAACGGCGCCUACGCGAUCCUGGACCCGCACAACUUCGGCCGCUACUACAGCAGCAUCAUCACGGACACGGCGGGCUUCAAGACGUGGUGGACCACGGUGGCCACGGCCUUCAAGGACAACGCCAAGGUCAUCUUCGACACCAACAACGAGUACCACGACAUGGACCAGACGCUGGUGCUGAACCUGAACCAGGCGGCCAUCGACGGCAUCCGGGCCGCCGGCGCCACGAGCCAGUACAUCUUCGCCGAGGGCAACUCGUACUCGGGCGCGUGGACGUGGAACACGACCAACGGCAACCUGGCGGCGCUGACCGACUCCGCGGACAAGCUCAUCUACGAGAUGCACCAGUACCUGGACUCGGACGGCUCGGGGACCUCGGACGUGUGCGUGUCGACGGAGAUCGGCGUGCAGCGCGUCGUGGGCGCCACCGAGUGGCUGCGCGAGAACGGCAAGCUCGGCGUCAUCGGCGAGUUCGCCGGCGGCGCCAACACCCAGUGCCAGACCGCCAUCACCGGGCUCCUCGCGCACCUCGAGGCCAACAGCGACGUCUGGCAGGGCGCCCUCUGGUGGGCCGGCGGCCCCUGGUGGGGCGACUACAUCUACAGCUUCGAGCCCCCGAGCGGCACCGCCUACGUCUACUACGACUCGCUCCUGAAGACAUACACCCCCUAGGCGCAGAGGGGCUGUGUCAGAUGUAAGGGAAGGUUGUGGUUCUGGGAGGCUUUAUUUUCUUGUAUAUACUAUAUUGCAUCUGUGCUGGCAAAAGAAAACGCCGGUUUCCAUUUAGUCUGUACAUAGAUCGAAUCGGAAUUCUCCUUUCGGUAUUGG
Molecule: messenger RNA, 1323 nt
Organism: Truncatella angustata
Lineage: Eukaryota; Fungi; Ascomycota; Sordariomycetes; Amphisphaeriales; Sporocadaceae
Product: cellulase
Exons: 3
Coding region: 1-1167 (388 amino acids)
Biological process (GO): glucan catabolic process
Cellular component (GO): extracellular region
Molecular function (GO): cellulose binding; hydrolase activity, hydrolyzing O-glycosyl compounds
Source: RefSeq, a predicted model, not a curated record